AUGCAGGAGAUGGACGAGUUCGUGCUGGUCCCUCACGCCGCGGACCUCUGGUCGUACCAACUCGACGAGGACGACGAUGACCACAAGGCGCGCUUCCUCGCCGGCAACGACGAGAAGACGAUCGACGUGAACCACUUCGCCUCCGAGCCCACGCCCAACGCCGCAUUGCAGUGCGCCACGGUGGAGCCGCCGGCGCCGUCCGGCUGUGACUCUGAGAGCGAGGAUUCAGUUGCCGACGAGGAGGAAGCGGUCGACGGCCUGUUGGGGAAGGCGUCGGAUGCUGAUGGUGACGAGGAGGUGGUUGCAGAUCAGGAACCAGAGUGCAAGGAGUGGGAAGGCGAUCACGGCCACGGGUGGCAGCAGCACGCGGUCGGCGUGAUCUGCUCCGUGGGGCUGGCGGCGGCGGCCACCGGCCUGGCCCUUCUGCUCGGCGGCCAGCAGCAGACGCCGCACAAAGUCCACUUCCGGGCGGCCGGUGAUCGCAAGGUGACUAAGGUUUCAGCAAGGCGAGACGCGAGGCUAGAACAAGGGAUGUCGGUGCCGCGGUUUGAGCAUGCGCCGGCCAUGAUCUCGUUCGGGGGUUCCUACGGCGGACACCUGUUUUGAUGGGAUCGUGUGCCUAUCGAUCGUGUCGUGCCCGUGCAGAACUCUGGUCCAUAUUACCAUGUUACAUUAUACUACGUAAUUAGGAAGCAAAUUCGUCGACUUGAUAGAAAUAAGGGUAAAUUUGAACGCAGUUCGGUCUGUAUUUUGGUGCUUACAUUUAACCCGGAGACAACCCGCGGUGAAAUUAGUGAUGCUCCGACAGAUGGAAAUAAACACAUUGGUGAA
This is a messenger RNA of Triticum dicoccoides, 831 nucleotides long. RefSeq lists its product as uncharacterized. Lineage: Eukaryota; Viridiplantae; Streptophyta; Magnoliopsida; Poales; Poaceae. The transcript is spliced from 2 exons. The coding region runs from base 1 to 606 and encodes 201 amino acids. The record is from RefSeq and is a predicted model, not a curated record.